UUUUUUUUUUUCCUUCCCUCUGUCAAAUCACUCAUGUUGCGAGCAGGCACCAUUUCACUUCGCAAUUUGUCAUUAGCUCAGGCACACCUUGGUCAUGAUGCAACAUCAUUGCCCUUGCGUUAUUUGAUGACUAGCGCAGCUUUCCCACGCGUGAAGCGAUCAUCUCAGCCCAUAUCCACGCUGUCUAGGACCGCACUCCGCUUUUCUGACGAGGUUCAUUCUGCUCUCGAGUCCAAGAAACCAUUGGUGGCUUUAGAGAGCACUAUUAUUUCACAUGGGAUGCCAUAUCCGCAAAAUUACGAGACCGCGGUCGAAGUGGAAAAAAUUGUUCGCGAUAACGGCGCUGUCCCUGCGACCAUUGCCAUCAUAGAUGGGCAAAUCCAGAUCGGUCUCUCCCAGGACCAAAUCCGCAUUCUGGCUAAGUUGGGGAGAAGUGCUGUCAAGGCUUCACGGCGUGAUCUAGCAGUAGUUCUGGCUAAGAAACAAACAGGUGCCACCACAGUCUCCGCGACAAUGCUUCUAGCCCAUCGUGCUGGGAUCUCUGUGUUUGCGACAGGAGGGAUUGGAGGUGUUCAUCGAGGAUAUGAGAAUACGAUGGACGCCAGUGCUGAUCUGACUGAGUUAGGCAGAACCCCUGUGGCGGUUGUUUGUGCAGGGGUGAAGUCGAUUUUAGAUAUUGGCAGGACGUUAGAAUUUUUGGAGACACAAGGUGUCACCGUGGCUACAUUUGGCAACACUUCAGACUUUCCUGCUUUCUUUACACGAACCAGUGGAUUCAAAAGUAUGUUGAACGUCAAGACACCCAGAGAAGCUGCUGAAAUAAUAGCCGCCAACCAUGCAAUAGAUCUUCAAAGUGGGAUUGUUUUUGGAGUGCCUAUUCCCGAGGUAGAUGCUAUGGAUGACGCUUUGGUGGGGAAGGCCAUCGAUAUUGCUGUCAAGGAAGCUCAUGAGCAAAAUAUUUUUGGUAAGGAGAGCACUCCUUUCCUGCUCAAGCGCGUCAAUGAACUGACUGGAGGAGGCUCUCUCAAGUCCAAUAUCGCCUUGGUCAAGCAAAACGUGUCUGUAGCAGCGAGGAUUGCAAAGGAUCUCUCAACUCUGAAAGCGCAUUCUGUCGGUCAAACAAGAUCCUUCUCCACAUCUUCUCGAUACAUGAGACGUAAUGAGAGCAUCCAGAGACCUACUAUGGUUAUUGGCGGUGCUGUUGUUGAUAUAACAGCGACUGCCCACAAUACUAUGUUAGAUUCUAUGCUUAACAGUUCAUUCCCUGGGGUGACUCGGAUCUCAUUAGGGGGUGUUGGACGGAAUGUUGCUGAGGGUAUUUCCAGGCUCGACCCCAGUGGCUGCGUCUUUGUAUCUGCCGUUGGAGGAGCCACUAUACAUUGGUCAAAAAAAGAGGAUUCAGAUGGACCCAUUGCAAGACUUGAAGCCACAGAUGACUUAUUUGGAUCCUGGCUUAUUCAAGAACUAGGCCAUAGGGGCCAGCACAAACAUGAAAUCAUUACUGUCCCUGGAUCAAGAACAGCUACUUACACUGCACUACAUGACGCGACUGGAAAUCUCCUGUCUGCUGUAGCAGACAUGGAUGUUUUUGAACUUUUGCCUUCAGUCAAAGUAAAGGAAGCGAUCAUCAAGCAUAAUCCAAAAGUUGUUUGCUUUGAUGCCAAUCUCUCUGUUGAGUGUAUACGGACUAUUCUUGAAACGUGCCAUAAAUGUGAUAUUAAAACUUUCUUUGAACCAACCUCGGUUGCCAAGUGCAUACGGCCUCUACAUUUGUCAAUGUUUGAUACUCUGCUUGAUGGUGCACUACGAUUCGCAAGCCCUAAUGAGUAUGAGUUGCAGGAAAUGGCUGCCAGUGCUCGAAAUCUCAUCAAUGAGAAUCAGAAUUACGCACCUUUCAGAAGACUAAGCCAAAAGCCCAUUAGGAAGCCUGAAGGUAUCAAGAAUACAGUAUAUCCAGGAUUUUUACUGGAUGCCUUCUAUGUGUUACAGUUCAUUCCUACAUUAUUUGUCAAGUUGGGAGCCAAAGGUGUUAUAGUCUUUCAGAGGCAAGAUUCACAGCUAGACCGAGCUUCAAAGGAACUAGAGGACUGGAGCACGAGGACAAUUAAUACAAGAUCUUUCCCAUCGCUCAAAGUACAGGAUAUUAAAAGUGUUACGGGCGCAGGCGAUAGCUUUGUAGCAUCUGUGGUUACAAGUUUGAGCAAUCUGGACAGGUUUCAGCCCGAGAUAUCCUCGGGACUUGUCACCAGCCACGACGAGGUACUCUGGGCCCAUAUAGAACAGAUCGUUGAAGAUGGACAAAUUGCAGCGACAUUGACCAUGCAGACACAUGAAACUGUCGCUCAUGCGCUAGGCAUGAGUCGACAAGCUAGACGUCUUCAAGCGCUAACAUCGAAAUAGACAUAUCCAUUAAGAAAGAAGCCUACUAAGACUUCGCAUGCGUUAAAUCGUGAUAGAAAGAAAUAAAUACAAACGCCCAUGUUUCUU
This is a messenger RNA of Lobosporangium transversale, 2487 nucleotides long. RefSeq names its product Indigoidine synthase A like protein-domain-containing protein. Gene Ontology annotation, molecular function: pseudouridylate synthase activity. The record is from RefSeq and is a predicted model, not a curated record. The coding region runs from base 34 to 2400 and encodes 788 amino acids. NCBI's taxonomy places the organism in Eukaryota, Fungi, Mortierellomycota, Mortierellomycetes, Mortierellales, Mortierellaceae. The transcript is spliced from 12 exons.